UAUCACUCCGGCCACUCACCAGAUUCGCUACAACACCAACAUCCACAACUUUGGCGGCGACAUUGCCAGUUUGUCCAAAGUGUACCCUUACUCGGCGCAUCAGCCCGGCCAACUGCAGAACAACAUUGCCCUGAUCAGCACCGUAGAGGAAUUUCCCUCCUACAUCUACAACUACGUCUACUUUCGCUGUGCAGGCAGUGAGGUUAAUAAUGAGCUGCUGAAGGUGGCCGGCUGGGGCUCCACCAUCGACAACUCCGGUCUGCUGUCGGCCAAACUGCGUCAGGUGACACUGCCCUACGCCGCCCAAAGCUGCCGAGACUACUACAGCACAGUGGGCAUCACCGUCGACUACUACAUGUUCUGCGCCGGCAGCCUGGAAACGGGCGGAUCGGGAAUCUGCGUCGGCGACGAGGGCGGCGCUGCAGUAAAGGACUACUACGGCUAUAAUGUAGUGACCGGAAUCGCCUCCUACCAGUACAAGUGCGGCGAGCCGUGGAGA
Molecule: messenger RNA, 499 nt
Organism: Rhagoletis zephyria (snowberry fruit fly)
Lineage: Eukaryota; Metazoa; Arthropoda; Insecta; Diptera; Tephritidae
Source: RefSeq, a predicted model, not a curated record